Molecule: messenger RNA, 1865 nt
Organism: Ostrinia furnacalis (Asian corn borer)
Lineage: Eukaryota; Metazoa; Arthropoda; Insecta; Lepidoptera; Crambidae
Gene: Atg14
Product: autophagy related protein 14
Exons: 7
Coding region: 105-1865 (586 amino acids)
Biological process (GO): autophagosome membrane docking; cellular response to starvation; autophagosome assembly
Cellular component (GO): extrinsic component of omegasome membrane; phosphatidylinositol 3-kinase complex, class III; extrinsic component of phagophore assembly site membrane
Molecular function (GO): phosphatidylinositol 3-kinase regulator activity; protein-membrane adaptor activity
Source: RefSeq, a predicted model, not a curated record
AAUUGACAUAUUUGACAUUGACAAGUUUUUGUGUUCAUUCAUUACGGAACAUUUCGCAUCGCAUUUGAUUUUGCAAACAAUACGAAUACGCAACAGUACGAAUUAUGGCGUUAAGUUAUUUAUCCGAGGGCGAAGCGCCCCGGGACUUCAAGGUGUCGUCGACGGAGAGUGAUGGCCAUUACACCAAGUGCCUCCUUUGUUAUACGGUUAAGAGGAACUUCUACUGCCAGGACUGCAUAAAGACAGGCAGCUUCGUACAUUCAUCGAUGCCCUACUCAGACAGAUACUCAGAAAAACAAGCAAAAUUACUCAGACUGAAAGCAAACAGAAAACACAUAUUGGACAGAUGUGAAAAACUAUUAUCAGGGAAAAUAAAGAAGGACAACUUACUGACGGAGGCCAAACAAUCCCGAGACAGACUUGACUUACUGCGGUUAGCGAUAGAGCAGCGCAAGAACAACAUUGACGAAAAGAAAAAAGAAUUGUUAAAUUUAAAACAGCAGAACCAUGAUUUGAGUAUGAAACUGCCGCGGUACCAGAAGCGGGUGUCACUGCUGGGCAAGCACGCCCAGGAGCAGCAGAUGGAGCUGCAGAACCGGAUGAGCCGCUACAGCGAGCAGGCCGACCAGCUGGCCGCGCUCCGGCGCUCGCGGAUAAGGCAGCUCACUAAGUACAUAUUCCCAGUUUACAUAAGCUAUGAUACAAGUGACAGUAUCGAGGACAUGGAGUUUGUAGGGGAGGACGCGGAGGAGGAGGCUCCGUGCCGCUCGCAACUGCACAUCGUGGCGCCGUGGGUCAGCGCCGACGGCGACCUGGCGCACGUGCAGUCUUGGCUAGUACAGAACAAAGAGGCGGUGGGCGCGGGCGCUGGCGCGGGCGCGUGGAACCCGCUGCACCGCACGCAGGCGGCGCUGGCGCUGGCGGCGCAGCUGGCCGCGCUGCUGGCCUGGACCAUCGACAUGCGCCCGCCGCACACCAUCUCGCUCAGCGAGUACAGCAGCUGGCGCGGCGGGGGCGCGGCGCUGUCGGCGCGCUGGCGGCGGCUGGCGGGCGCGGGCGCGGCGCUGUGCUGGCGGGGGNUCCUUAAACCCUGGAUCACCCCAGGUCUAUUGAGGUGUAUCCAAAACAGGGAUAACAUGCACAAAAGACUCAGAAAUGAGCCUAACAAUGAAAUCCUUCGCAUUGGUAGGUCCCUCGCCGAAGAAAUUCUCUCAAAUAAUUCCGGUCCUCCCUCCUCUUCUCCUACACCUCCUGUUUCUUCUUCGUCUUCUGCCUGUCAAUCUUUCGUUCUCCUGAGUGCCUCUACCGCAGAGGUUGAAACCCUUCUAUUAUCCCUCAGGGAGGAGUGCGCAGUUGGUUGGGAUAAUAUCCCUACCACCCUCUUGAGGCGCUGUAAAGACCAGCUAGUCCCUCCUNGUUGGGAUAAUAUCCCUACCACCCUCUUGAGGCGCUGUAAGGACCAGCUAGUCCCUCCUAUUGCACACAUCUGCAACCUCUGCCUUUCCUCAGGUUGCUUUCCGGAUGCUUUUAAAAAGGCACUAGUUCACCCAAUCUACAAGUCUGGGGAUCGAAACCGUGUCAAUAACUACCGUCCUAUAUCGGUUCUGCCAGCCUUGUCGAAAAUCUUAGAGCGGUUAAUAAACAACAGACUGAUCAAAUUCAUUGAGGAGCGGGAUUUCUUGUCUCCUGGUCAACACGGCUUUAGACAGGGUAAAUCUACAGCUGAUGCGGNGGCGCGGGCGCGGCGCUGUGCUGGCGGGGGGGCGUGGCCGCGCCCACCGCGCCGCACGCGCUGGCUGCGCUGCACGCGCUCGCACGCGCCGCUAGCGCCGACGACGCCAUGCUCGGACGGCUUCGCCACGUAG